CACAUUCCAAUGUAAAUAAACCCUGCCUGUGUCAGACACCUGAACUCCCACCAGAUGUAUAAAUAUGAGGUCAUUCUUAAUAGAAAACCAUUUUCAGUCCAGCAUGAUGCACCUUGCGGUUCUCUUGACUUGUAUUGGCCUCGUCUCUGCCACUGCUCUACCUGAGCAGGCAGUGGAUAAUGACGGACAAAGUGGGAAGGUUGUAGGUGGUUCCAAUGCUCAACCAAAUAAAUGGAAAUGGCAGAUAUCUCUGCAGUUUGAUUCCUGGAACUCAGGUGACUUUGGUCACAUUUGCGGAGGCACCCUUAUUAGUGCAGAUUGCGUAAUGACUGCAGCCCACUGCAUCCUCGACUUGGACGUCAAGAAAUACCGUGUGGUUUUGGGGGAAUAUAACCUCAGUAAGAUUGAAGGCCGUGAGCAGACACGUAGUGUGAUAUGGAUUAAAAUUCAUCCUGGCUGGACUAACGAUCUUGCAAACGGAAAUGAUCUUGCCUUGAUGAAGUUGGACUCUCUGGCCUAUGACAAUGGUUAUGUAGCCAUUGCAGAUCUGCCUUAUCCUGGUCAAGUUUUGCCCAAUGGCUUUCCUUGCUAUAUUACAGGAUGGGGCCUUCUGGCUACUGGUAGUUAUAUGCCAGACAUCCUGCAGGAGGCGCCCAUUGGUAUUGUGGAUUUCUCUGUGUGCUCCAGUCCUACAUGGUGGAGCACUGUGGUCAAGAAAACCAUGGUGUGCGCUGGAGGAGACGGUUUGACCUCUGGGUGCCAGGGUGACUCUGGUGGACCUCUGAGCUGCUUCGUUGAUGGCUAUUGGACGGUUCAUGGUGUAGUCAGCUUUGGCUCUUCUGUAAACUGCAACCUGUACACCAAACCAACAGUCUUCACUCGCGUGUCUGCCUUCAGUGAAUGGCUGUAUAAUGAAAGCGCGUAAACAACAUGUUUUGUGGCUGUUGAAUAAAAGACCAAGCAAUCUGUAGAAAUGUUAA
This is a messenger RNA of Pangasianodon hypophthalmus (striped catfish), 980 nucleotides long. RefSeq names its product elastase-1. Bases 65 to 925 code for a protein of 286 amino acids. The record is from RefSeq and is a predicted model, not a curated record. Gene Ontology annotation, molecular function: serine-type endopeptidase activity. The transcript is spliced from 8 exons. Gene Ontology annotation, biological process: proteolysis. NCBI's taxonomy places the organism in Eukaryota, Metazoa, Chordata, Actinopteri, Siluriformes, Pangasiidae.